Molecule: messenger RNA, 734 nt
Organism: Histoplasma capsulatum G186AR
Lineage: Eukaryota; Fungi; Ascomycota; Eurotiomycetes; Onygenales; Ajellomycetaceae
Exons: 1
Coding region: 432-620 (62 amino acids)
Source: RefSeq, a predicted model, not a curated record
CUUGGAGGCCACCGUCAGUGGAUGUUCUCACCUUCUCGGAAGCUUGCUCAGGGACUCAAUUUGAUUUCAAAACAACCUAACAGCAUCCAGUGAUAAUAGUAGCGCGUCUCGCACCCAUCCCUCAUGGGGAAACUUAUCGACUGAAUUGACGCUCAGGAAGAAAGCAAUAGAUACCCUCAGUGGCAGCUUCUGUUACCCAAACCCACUGUAGCCGCCCACUCCUUCCGCGGGGAUUCGGUGUAACAGGGCAUCCUUUGAGAAAUAUGGCACACAGCACUCAGUGGUUGUUAAACACCGACCAUGCCACAGGCAAUAUCCAAUAAAUUGACAUGUCAAGGUUAGAGCGCAAGCAAUAAACAAGACAGGGAAUCAGUUCAAUAUCCUAUCAUGUCAUCAGGCGCCGACACAUCAUUGCUGCGGACCCCAGCGCAAUGGGGGAGGCAGUUGACAUGUUCGCAGAAGCAAGAAUAGGCGAUCACGUUGCGAAAUCGAAUCCAAUGGCUCUACAAUAUUCGAAGUCAUGCCAAGCGGAGCGGAAGGGUAGGUCGAAACCGACUGCGCUUUGGUACAUGGACCCCGCGCCGAUGUUGACGAAGGCGCCAAGCUGGCAGACAAAGUAAUCAAACGACAGCUGUCCAUGCUAAAGCCAGGGUUGUUAUCUAUCAUUGGUCUGGGGGCUCCCGGGAUCGAGUCAACGACGAGGAAGAGUUUUGUUCCGAGUCUUGUUCAUUCAU